AUGGAGAGUGUGUGUGUUGUCUGCUGUGGCCGGGAAAGUCGGUCGGAGUCUCGGACACUAAUCACACUAAUCUUGUCUCUUUCAGGUAUCCCUCUUCUUGGUUUCUUCUUCCUCCUCCCUCUUCAGAUUCCCUGGCGACAGCUGGCUGUACCGUGGCUUGGACUGGUCCACUAUCUGGCCUGUGUCAGCCCACAGUUGGGCAGCGUCGUGUACCACCUCUUCAUGAACCACCAUGGUGGGGCGCCCAUCUAUCACAAGCUGCUCACCCUGGACAUGUGCGGGAUCUGCCUCGUUAAUACAUUAGGUGCUCUCCCCAUCAUCUAUUGUACCUUGCUGUGCUACCCGUCCAUGCGGAGUUUGUCCCUCUUGGCGUACUCUGCCUUGUCAAGUUACGUCAUCUUCUGUGCCAUCAGCGCGCACAGCAACGUGAGCCGACUCUGUUCGUUCGCCUGGCAGGCCGCCUUCCGUUUCUUCUUCUUCUACCUGCGCUGGGCUGGACUGGGCUCUGGACAUCCGUCCUCCCUACGCUGCUACCUCCUAAUGGAUAGCCUGGCCUUGCUCGGAGGGAUCAUCAACAUCUCCCGCCUCCCCGAGCGCCUGCGGCCAGGAAAGUUUGACUUCUGGUGCAACAGCCACCAGAUUAUGCACGUCCUGGUAGUAAUUAGCAUCUUAUACUUGCACUGGGGAGUAACCUCUGACCUCAUGUGGAUAAGCAGCUAUACGUGUCCUCCGGAGUGA
This is a messenger RNA of Staurois parvus, 738 nucleotides long. The record is from the annotation of a GenBank genome assembly. Lineage: Eukaryota; Metazoa; Chordata; Amphibia; Anura; Ranidae.